Molecule: messenger RNA, 752 nt
Organism: Somion occarium
Lineage: Eukaryota; Fungi; Basidiomycota; Agaricomycetes; Polyporales; Cerrenaceae
Source: the annotation of a GenBank genome assembly
GAGACUUAAAUUAUUUGAUUCAACUUACUGACUCGUAUAUCCUGUUCUCUCUGCAUCGUCCUGUUAGAAUGUCCUCUGAACCUGACAAGGGCUUUCACAGUACCCUCGAUACAUGGAAGGAUCAUGAUCCAUCACAUUCGCACCACCGCCGGCGUUUUACUGCUGUUCCCGACUUACGGUUCGAGCAAAGCUAUUUGAGGAGUGUUAGACCGUACGUUCGCGUCGAAGAGAUUCGAACGGAGGAAAUAUUCAGGGAUGAGAAGGGAAAGGCAGUAGCGAGAGAUGACAAUUUCCCGCCUGAAUCUCCCGAAGGGCGUGUUGUAGUACUUCAUGAGGAGAACAUUCACAUCCAGUGGGGUCCCGUUCUUUGGGCUACCACUAGAGAUCAGGUCAUUAGUCCCCUGCUUCAGGGUGCACUAUGGGGUAUUGCCGGUUAUUUCUUACAACCUGCAUUUGCCGCCUUACGCUCGAAGAUUAGUUCAUGGUGGGCUCGAGGCGAUGUGUUUGGUCGGGGAGGACCAAGAGUGGAAGGACAAGGCAUUGGACAAUUGCGAAGCUGGGUUGGGAAUAUCAAACAGGCAAAACCUGUACCCCUCAUCCGAUGAGUAACCUUCAAUUGUUUCCAUUUCUCGGAAACAAACUACGAGAGAUGUGCAAAAACUUGAAUCCAGGGCCGGAAUUUAUCAGAGGGUGUGUACAUCUAGCUACGCCGCAAGGUCGGCUGCAAAGGUGUCGUUACCAUUUUCUACGGC